Molecule: messenger RNA, 3075 nt
Organism: Pelobates fuscus (common spadefoot toad)
Lineage: Eukaryota; Metazoa; Chordata; Amphibia; Anura; Pelobatidae
Gene: TRIM28
Product: tripartite motif containing 28
Exons: 17
Coding region: 206-2650 (814 amino acids)
Cellular component (GO): chromatin
Molecular function (GO): zinc ion binding; protein binding; transcription corepressor activity
Source: RefSeq, a predicted model, not a curated record
CCGCGGGAGAUUUUUUUUUCCCCUUGCCGCGCGUUGUGAGCGGAGAAUUCGUACCACCGUGUGCAGAUCCAUCCGCGCACUGCGUGAGGUGAAAUCCCCGAGCUGCGAGUAACACAGCGUUACCUGAGUUACCUCAGGCGGAGGACGGAAAAAAAUAUAAUAUACAAAAAAAAAAGACCUCAACGGAUCGAAAGAGAGAGACAACAUGUCGGCAUCGCGAGAGAAGAGGAGCGCCCCCAGCGCCGCCGCUGCAGCACCACCACCACCGGCGGCCACCGCAGUCACCAACAAUAACGGCGGCGGAGGGGAUGCGGCGGACGGACAGGAGCUGCUGGAGAACUGCGGGGUUUGCAAGGUCCGCCUGCAGCCCGACCGGCAGCCCCAGCUGCUCCCCUGCCUGCACUCCGUGUGCCACGGCUGCCUCAGCCCGGAGCCGCCGGUACCUGACGCCAGCGGGGAUCCUGCCUCAGCAGCGAUUUACUGUCCAGUGUGCAAACAUCAAUGUUUCCAGAAAGAUAUUGUUGAAAAUUACUUCCUAAAGGAAUCCUCUUCCACUGGUCCAGUAGAAGAAACCAUUCAGAGAUGCACCAGCUGUGAGGACAAUGCAGUGGCUAAUAGUUACUGCAUUGAGUGCACAGAGUGGCUCUGUGAGACCUGUGUCGAGGCUCAUCAACGAGUGAAAUAUACAAAAGAUCACACAGUCAAAGUUACAGGUGGAUCGAAAAAGGAGCCUGAGCACGCGGUGUACUGCCCAGUACAUAAACAUGAACCGCUUAUGCUCUUCUGUGAUACAUGUGACACACUGACUUGUCGUGAUUGCCAACUACAGGGACACAAGGAUCACCAGUAUCAGUUUUUGGAGGAUGCGGUUAAAAAUCAGAGAAAGAUCCUGUCUGCACUGGUUAAAAGGCUCAGCGAAAAACAUACAACUCUACAAAAAUCAACUAAGGAUGUCCGAACUUCCAUUCGUCAGGUUAUCGAUGUGCAGAAAAAGUUACAAGUAGAUGUCAAGAUGGCAAUCUUGCAAAUAAUGAAGGAACUCAACAAACGUGGUAAACUGUUGGUGAAUGAUAUGCAGAAAGUCACUGAAGGGCAUCAGGAAAAGUUAGAAAAACAGCACUGGGCCAUGACAAAACUGCAGAAACACCAAGAGCACAUCCUUCGAUUUGCCACAUGGGCCUUGGAAAGUGACAAUAAUACAGCAUUGUUGCUGUCAAAGAAACUGAUUUAUUUUCAACUCCACCGUGCUUUGAAAGUUAUUGUAGACCCUGUUGAGCCUUUAGGGGAUCUAAAGUUUCAGUGGGAUUCCGAAACCUGGACAAAACAUGCAGAGUUCUUUGGCAAAAUUGUAUCGGAUAAAACAGGUGUUCUGCAACCUGGUUCUGGUGGAUCACUCUCUGGUUUAGGUGUAAAUUCAACAUCACAGGUGUUGACGCCACUAACCAACUUUAGCCCAAUGGUGCAGAAUAGGUCACGUCCCAGUGCGUCUCAGAAUCAAGCUACAGCAGCACGAACUGGCCCUGGCAGCUUUAUCCAGCCCAUGCAGCCCAUGGAUGACUUUGACGGAAGUUCUGCAGAGGGAGAAUCAUCUGGACUAGAAACCUUGGCUGGGCACAAAAGAGGGCAUAACUCAGAAGGUGAUGUAAAUGAACUUUUAAAGAAAGUUCCUCGUGUCAGUCUUGAACGCUUGGAUGUUGACCUUAAUCCUGACACUCAACCACCAGUCUUCAAAGUAUUCCCAGGAACCACAAAUGAGGAUUAUAAUUUAAUUGUAAUAGAAAGAGGGAAUGCUCCUGGGGAACCUGUUGUGAAAGAAGAGGCCAUGGAAACUAAUAUUCCUAUUCCCACAAUUGAAUCCAGUGACGAAAAACCAUGCAUUAUUCGUUCAGAUGGUUUGCCCGAAGCUCUACAGCCUGCUAUCAGACCCUCUAGUGUUGCAAGUGACAGUGCUUCUUCUGAUUUUCAAGGCUCUAGCAGUGGUGGCUUUUCAGAACCUGGCAUCACAAAUCUCUGCAAGGUGUGCCAGAAAGAAGGGGUGCUGCUAGCAUGUAAUCAGUGUAAAACCACCUUCCAUAAAGAAUGCCAUCUGCCAUCCAUCAUGGAGUUGCAAAGUGGAGAAUGGAAAUGUAUGCUGUGCCAGGACUUAACUGCUAAGAGUGAUCAGAGUGCUGAUGAUCUUCCACCAGCAGACCUAAGCCACCCUAUGUUAUCGUCAACUGACCAGAAGAAAUGUGAACGUUUGUUGUUAGAACUUCUCUGCCAUGAACCCUGUCGGCCUUUUCACAGGCUGUCUACUGGCGCGGAGAAUGACCCAUUAAUUGACUUGACAUUGAUAAGAGCAAAGCUUCAGCAAAAAUUGUCACCUUUGUACAGCACCCCUGAAGACUUUGUUCGCGACAUAUGGUUGAUGUUCAGAAAUGUCAGCAAGCUUGCAGAGGACAAAGCUGUGGUACAAUCCAUAAUAGAAUUGCAAUCUUUCUGUGAAGCAAGAUUAAACACACUCUUUGGGGACCGUAAGUUCUCAUGCCUUCUUGGGGAGACACUGGGUGAAGAAGAACCACAAAGCGAGAGUAUUACCCAGCGAAGUUCUCCAAUGAGCACAACAAGUGAGAGUGUAUCAUCUGUUAAGAACAUCGCUGAUCAGGAUUAAUUAUUGCAGGCUGUAUUUAUCUGUGGUCAAAUCAAAGUGGACAUGCGCAUCUUAUUUCAUUCAACAUCAGUGCUGCGCAAAUAACUGGACUGUUCAAGUGAAUUUACCCCUUCUGUCUUUCUAGAUGAACAUGCUGCCACUGGAAUUGAACAAUGUUUUUCCUAGGCAGUUUAAAAAAUAAAAAAACUCUUUGGGAGAAGACUGUAAUGCUCUACAAUAAACAUAGGAUUGCUAAAUUAACAUUCAUGUAUUUAGCGAGCUCUUAUUUGUUGCAUCAUACCCUAUACCAUCUCCUAACUAAACUUUUGACUUUUGCAUUCACGUAUUAUCCCUUUGUUUCUCGUGUUACACUAUUCCAUUUCUUAAUGUUUCACUUGCAGUGAUCUGAGAGCAAUGGGAUAUUAAAAUAAAAUAUUUGUAAUCUA